This is a messenger RNA of Manis pentadactyla (Chinese pangolin), 2093 nucleotides long. RefSeq names its product protein phosphatase 2C like domain containing 1 (gene PP2D1). The record is from RefSeq and is a predicted model, not a curated record. NCBI's taxonomy places the organism in Eukaryota, Metazoa, Chordata, Mammalia, Pholidota, Manidae. The transcript is spliced from 2 exons. Gene Ontology annotation, biological process: protein dephosphorylation. Gene Ontology annotation, molecular function: protein serine/threonine phosphatase activity.
UGAAUUAGUGGAGCUUUUGUCUAAUUUCAUCCAGACAUGCCAGGGGUCAAUCACCAGUUUGCUGAAUACUUGCUAUGUGUUUUUUGGGGAAUCAUGUAAAGAUGCAUCAGAAUACUCAAUUCUAGGCCUAUAUGAAAUCCGAGGAGCCAAAACAAAUUGCAAAGAUAAGGGCUUGCUUGAAGAAGUUUUCAUUGCAUCAUUCCCAGCAUAUAAGUAUCUUUCAUCCUGUUUGCAGAAUGUUUUUGGAAUCAAGAGAAUGAAAUAUGAGAAAAUCAACGUUUGAUUCAAAUGAGGAACUCCCACUUACAGUGAAAAGCAAGGAUCUUAGAAGAAAGAGAUCAUCAAGAGACUUGGAAGACCAUGAUGAGCAGAACGCUGAUCAAACAGUCACAUUUCCCUGUUCCCUAUGCAACCAUGAAAUUCAUGUACCUGGAAGUUUCUUCCAUAAAAAGCAACAUGCAGCUCUGGCCACACUGGGUUUUCAGUGGAUGGAUGAAAAGAAAUCAGGGCCUUCAGUGAUCACUAUGCAGAGACAGCUUAUAAUUACUAAACUAUUGUCAUCUUCUACAUUCACUGAAAAAACCCUACAGAGUGUUAAUAAUGCUUUUGAGCUACUUUGGAAGAAACAAAUGCCUGCAUAUGAUAUGACCAUUGAUAACAUUCACAGGAAUACCCUAUAUUCUCAAAAAACCUGCCACCUCUUAAUUAAAGGAAUAGCCAUUUGUGAAGACAGGAAUUCUACAUGGAGAACUGCCAUGAAUGAUAAAUUCACUGUAGUGAAUAAUUUUGGCAAAAAACCCAAUGUGUGUUUUUUGGGUUUGUUUGAUGGACAUCAUGGUGCCUCAGCAGCCACCUUGACGUCAACAGAGCUCCCAGUCUUACUUCUGCAUCAGCUUUCCAGAUUUGAUCCUUCCUACCAGAUGACCCCUGAAGAGCAGAAAGUAAUCAAUUCCUUCCACACAGUGUUUAGGGAAGACUACAUAGCUACAGAAGACCUCUUUUCCUCCAUAAACAAAAGGACAGAAGAAUUGAAGUGUGAGUAUGAGGAUAUACACAAAGCCUUUGCAAAAGCAUUCUGGAGAAUGGAUAGGCUUCUACGUCUUGGAAGGAAGGAAGCAUCCAGGGUCCGAUGGAGUGGCUGUUCCGCAGUUACUUGCCUACUGGAAGGCAGCAUCAAAAGUCCCUUUGCUAAGAACUGGAGAAGAAUCAAUGACCGUAAUUGCUUGGCAGAGAGGUUCCCUUGCCAGAUAAUUUCUGGAAUACUACACAUUGCAAACACUGGUAAUGUGCAAGCAGUCUUAUGUAGAAAUGGAAAAGGCUUCUGCCUAACCAAAGAACACACUAUGCGAAACAUAAACGAAAGGCAAAGACUACUUCAGGGUGGAGCAGUAAUUAGUUCAGAUGAACCUUACAGGCUCCUAGAAGGGCAAAUUAAAACCACUCGAGGACUUGGAUUUCAUGGAAAUCUCGAACUGAAGAAAUUUGUUAUUCCAGCACCUCAAACCAUUUCUGUCCCUAUAGAUGACUUAUGUCAAUUCCUUAUCUUGGCUACUAAUGGACUCUGGGAAGUUCUGGAUAAAAAGGAAGUCACUGCACUGGCAAUGACGAUGUUUCAAGCAUACAAAGAAGUGUACUCUUCUCUCAUACACAACAAAUCUUCAACAUCAAAAAAGUCUCUGUUUUCUCCAAUCAACGAACCACGCAAUAGUAAAUCAGAUGGUAAUACCCACAUACUGUUUCAGUUUAAAUCUGAAUCUAAAGAAUGUGUGCCAACUACAAAUACAAAAGAAAAUAUGCCUGAUUCAAAAUACUUUAAACAUUUCACUUAUAACCCUAAAAAUGCACAAACAUUUGUACCAGAAAUGACUUACUGUGAUCCUUACAGCCAGAAAGAAACUGAUGGACCAACCAAUGGCGUGGCCAAAGAUUCAAUUAAAAAAGAAAAAGAGUCAUGUGCUAAGAGUUUCUAUGAGGGUGCAGCUGAACACGUCAGCCGUGAACUUGUAAAUGCUGCCUUAGUGGCCGGCUCCAGAGACAACAUCUCAGUUAUGGUAAUACUUCUCAGCGGAAGUGAGUAUCAGUUUCUGACAUAA